AUGGACAACCUCAUCUCGCAGCUGCCCACUGAGCUCGUCGAAGUCAUCGUUGGCAACCUAGGCCUUUCUGAUCUCCGCAACCUGCGCCUCGCCUGUAGGGACGUCAACGCCAAAGUCACUGUAGGCCGCCGCUUUGAAAGCUUCUGUGUCCACAAGAACGUCGAACUGCGAAAAGCUAGUCUGAAUGAUCUGGAAGCACGUCUUCGUUCGCCAGGCGUCCACCAGUAUCUGAGGCAUCUGACAGUCACGGGUGUUCUCUUGAUCACGAAAGGUCUGGAACGUAUCAUUCGGGAAAAGACAAAACCUGUGAACCCUGAGGAUCCUUGUGGCUUGGCACAUGACUCAAUCGGUAAUCAGUCUAAUUACCGUCGUACUCCGGCUUCCGACUCUGAGGUGGCAGACGCCGAGUCUCAGCUGGCUCACCUCGAAACACAAAUCCGGAUCGAAGAUGCAGAGCGGUCAGCCGGCCAUGAUCUGGAAGCCCUGGCUGAUUUACUCCGAACUGUCAAGACGCACUGCAAGCUGGCUGCGCUUGAGAGCCUGACCCUAGAUCUGGUUGUCCGUCGGGAUCUGACUACUUCUCUCUCGCCAGCGCUGGGAGCUCCACUUCGACAAGUCUGGGAGGCCGCGCAGCAUGUCCUUUGCGUCUCCAUACAGGCCUGGCAUCGUAGUGACAUAAUGAUCGAGCGGCUGCACAUCUUCUCUGAGACAGAAUCUUGCGGUGUACAGGCCUACGCGUUUGCGGCUCUUCAAAGCCAAAUCGACUUCAGAAUAUUUGGCGGACUGAAGGCUCUCACCUUGAGCAUCAGCGACCGAUUGCUUCCUCCUAGUGUCCGCGCACAGAGUCGCAUGGCCGACAGAGAUGAGGAGCGCCCGAUUCUCACACGGGAACAGAGAUUGCGCAUGCGUGCAGAGAGAGACCAGCGGGAGAAUGAUCUUCAGGCUCAAACAGCGCUCGAGGAAGCACGUGCGAGGACGAUGAUGAAGGAUCCAGACAAUAUAAACGGACUCUCAGUCUUGCUACGACACACCACGAAUCUAGAAGAGCUUCACGUCCAUCACUAUAGAUCGUUAUUCAGUCCGGAGACAUUCGACCCAAGCCUUUUUGGCACUCGAGCUUUACUUGAAAAUCUUGCUCACAGCGCACCACUCCCGAACUUGCGCAGGCUAAGCUUUCUUAACGUGGACGUUGAUGUCAGCUCGCUCCUGAUGAUGCUUAAAAAUAGUCCGCGUCUGACCUCGCUUGAGCUGCGCCUUGUAAAAAUAGCUGUCCACGGCGGCCGAAGCAUGAGGACAUUGUUCGACUACAUAACUUCACGAGGUGCGAACUUGACUCAUGUCUAUCUCGACAAUAUCUUCGAGGCAUCUGAGCAGGGGCACCUCUACAUCACUUGUUUUACCCCAGGAACCACGCCUGGAUACAGCAUCACCAACGAUGAAGAAAGAAGCGCUCGAUUAGAAAGACUGGGGUUACUCGGGAAUAAUGGGUGGGACUUAUUUCGGCCAAGCGCCAACGGCUGGAAUGAGUUUGAGCUUCUUCGGCGGGAGCAUGUUCUACGAGGCAUUGAUUAUCAGUUGAACUCACGGUACCCGGUAGGCUCUGUGCAGAAUUCACAGACGAUGGAGCAGGUAAGGCGCCAUAUGGGCCCAGUCGACCUAUAUCCCUAUUAG
Messenger RNA from Parastagonospora nodorum SN15, 1671 nucleotides. RefSeq lists its product as hypothetical. The record is from RefSeq and is a predicted model, not a curated record. NCBI's taxonomy places the organism in Eukaryota, Fungi, Ascomycota, Dothideomycetes, Pleosporales, Phaeosphaeriaceae. The coding region runs from base 1 to 1671 and encodes 556 amino acids. The transcript has a single exon. Gene Ontology annotation, molecular function: protein binding.